AUGGAAGUGCCCAAGACCAGCGACACGGCGAAGCAGGGAAAAUCCAUCACCCCGGAAGUCACAUGGGCACAGCGCUCCUCCGCCUCCGAUGCAGAGAAGAACCACUGUUUCCUGACCAUCUCCGUGCCUGAUGUCGACCCCAAGAAAAUCACCCUCGACCUCAAACCCGAUAGCCUGACAUUCAAGGGCUACUCCAACAGCAAAAAGGCCGAGUACGCAUUAGAAUUGACCUUCUUCAAGGAGAUCGACCCGUCCAAGUCGAAGAUCAACCAUACACCCAGGGAUGUGGAGCUGGUGCUGCAGAAGAAGGAGUUGGGUGAGGAGUACUGGCCACGGUUGUUGAAGGAUAAGGCGAAGGUGCAUUUCUUGAAGACGGACUUUGAUAAGUGGGUUGAUGAGGACGAGCAGGACGCAGUAGGCGAGGACGACGACUACAUGUCCAAGAUGGGCGGCAUGGGCGGCGCAGGCGGAAUGGGUGGCGACGGUGGCUUUGGUGGCAUCGACUUCAGCAAGCUCGGCGGUGGUGCGGGUAUGGGUGGCAUGCCUGGUAUGGGCGGUAUGGGCGAUAUGGACGAGGAUGACGACGAUGCUGAGGAGGACGAGGACGAUGAUGAGAUGCCGCCGCUCGAAGGCGAGGGCGAUGCGGCCGAGGGCGCUGCCACCUCAGCUGGCUCGAGUGGCAAGGCUAAGAUCGAGGAAGUUGAGUAA
Recurvomyces mirabilis is the source of this 708-nucleotide messenger RNA. RefSeq names its product p23 chaperone protein wos2 (gene wos2). Lineage: Eukaryota; Fungi; Ascomycota; Dothideomycetes; Mycosphaerellales; Teratosphaeriaceae. The transcript is spliced from 4 exons. Gene Ontology annotation, biological process: chaperone-mediated protein complex assembly; protein folding. Gene Ontology annotation, molecular function: Hsp90 protein binding; protein-folding chaperone binding. The record is from RefSeq and is a predicted model, not a curated record. Gene Ontology annotation, cellular component: nucleus; cytosol. Bases 1 to 708 code for a protein of 235 amino acids.